Molecule: messenger RNA, 4506 nt
Organism: Symbiodinium sp. CCMP2592
Lineage: Eukaryota; Dinophyceae; Suessiales; Symbiodiniaceae
Source: the annotation of a GenBank genome assembly
AUGGCAUCCGAAGUGACCCCGUCGAGCUCCAAGGACGGCGGAAUCGGGCCUGCCUCGACUUCGAGCCCGGGAGGCUCUCGGAAUGCUCGAUUCCUGGACUCCUCCGGCUCGGAGGUGCCUCUGGGGAGCCUGUUUGGCCGCGAGGAUGGUCGUGCGCGUCUCACGCAAAGUCGACUCCCGCGAGGUGGGGAUGCCGCACCUGCUUGGUCCUCCAUGGAAGAGGAGGCUUCGUCCCGUGUGCUUGAAGGCGCAACAGCGCUGGAAUCGAGCGUUGCAGCUGUCGCCCAAGGCUUGUUCGUGGAAUCCCUUCAAGGGAAGGGGAUGCAGAUCCCUCGCGUCAUCGGCAAGGCUGGCGCUAUCAUCAAAGAGCUCCGGCAAGAGAGUGGGGCGAACGUGAACAUCUUGGACAAGCAGCUGCCCGAGGUGCUCCAGCGUCUGCAGUUCCACGUGGCCUUCGUCAAAGGAAGCCAUGAGGCUAUGCACGCCGCUGUGGUCGGGCUGGUGCGCAAUGCCCGGGGUCCGCAGGCACUUCGAGCGCUGGAGCCUUCCGAGGUCGGCGAGACGGAUGUGGCCUUCCUCGUCCCCGCGCAGUGCGAGCCAUACCUGGGUGAGGAACAGCUCACUGCCGAGACGCGUUGCGUGAUCCAUGUGGAGGUAAUGGAAGGCUUGCAGAAGCACCGAAAGGUGCUCCUUCGUGCCGAGGAGACCCACGACUUGCAGAUUGUCGCAUGGAGACUUCAGGAGCUGCAGAUUCGCAUGAGUCAAGCGGCCCUGCUGGUGGAUCGAGAUUUCGACCUCCAGGAUUCUGCCUGGGCAGGCGCCAUGGAGGCCUUCCGAGCCAAGCGCGCGCCCGAUGGUGUGCAGGCCGCUUCUCAGCAGGCGGCGGUGCCCUUAGAAAGGCUGCCGACCCUGCCCUGCGCAUCGGAGGGUAUCGAGCAGGAGGCCCGAAAGAGCCGCGAGGCGCAGCAGCGCGAAGUUGAGGCUGAGAAGGAGCGCGAGCGGAAGCGCCAGAUUCGGGAGACCACUGCGCGGGAGCAGCAAGAGUGCCAAAAUGCCGCACGUGAAGCAAAGAUGCUGGCGGACAAGGCCCGUGACAUGCGGCUCCGGGCCAUGGAGGCUACAUCAGCCGAUCAGCAUCAAUCUUGCAUUCGCGAGGCCGAGAGGUACGAGGAGCAAGCCCGGCAGGCCCGUGCCCGCAGCACGCGCGGGUACGGCACAGGCCCCCGAGCACAGCAGCACGAAUACCAGGAGGACGAAAACUGGGCCGCGGCCGCCCCGAAAGUUGCCGAGGAUGCAGAGGCGCAGGCGAUGCGCCGGCGGCACGAAGAGAGGGAGGAGCUGCGGAGGGAAAGCGAGCUCCGUGGCCAGCAGGCCAAGGAGAACGAAGCCCGAGAACGUGAAGUUUUGCAGCGAGCCGUCUCCAGCCUCGCGCAGGGGGGUGGCCACGUGCCUGACAGAGCUCAAGGCCCAGUGGCAUCGCCAUCGACUGUAGAAGACCGGCAAGCGAGGCAAAGUGAGAUCCUCGCAAACAGCUCCCGUGCUGCGCCGGCUGGGGCACUCGAGGAAGCCAGUCUCCGACCUGCUUCCGCGGUGCCACCUGUGGCCACAAGCGGAGGCAGAUGUCUGCACGGCCGUCCUGAACCCCAGGGAGCUCUAUCCCGGGAGCUGCAGGAUGUGGCGCUGUUCGUGUGCGUCCCGGACAGGAAAGCCGCUGAAUUCCUGGCGAGCAGCAAGCUUGGCAUAGGUCGUCGCAGCGGCGCCAAAGUGUCCGUGGCGGACAUGACCGGCUCGGGCCCGACGCUGCUGGAAUGCCGUGGUACGCCCUUAGCAAACGCCGUCGCGAGCUACUUGGUCCAGGAGGCGCUUUGGAUGCGUACGCGAGACGACGGAGUGCGACGUGACAUGGAGCUUCUGGAGGAGAAGCUCAUGCGGCAAGUCCUGCGGCUCCAGGAGCAGAGUGAACGCUUCAUGGACAUCAUGAUGCAUCCGCUGGAGGCGAAGGUUGCAGCCAUGGAGGGGCGACAGCCAGUCACAGAUUGCAGCAUCGCCGAGCUACGUGGCAACCUCCGUGGUCUCCAAGAGUCGCUGGAGAUGCAGGUGCGGCGUGCGGAGCAAACCGAGACGCGCCUGUCUAAAUGGCGGAAGAGUGUGGAGGAGGAUCUGCAGCAGAAGCAGGAGGAAAUGAAGCGAAAGUUCUCGGAGGCCGUUUCGAACUCGGACGUGGUCUCGCGAAACGAGCUUCUGGAGUUGGCCAAGCUUCUGAAGCAGGAGUUGAGGAAGGUCGUGGAUGAGACGCUGAAGGACGAGAAGCUGGCUACGCAGCAGGAUCUGGCAACUGCGACGGCGUCGAUGAGACGGGAGCUUGCAUCCGUUGAGAAGAUUGCCGCUGGAGCCGCUGCUCAGAAGGCGCUCGGCCAGCAGGAGCUUGCGAAUGCUGCAGAGGCCGUACGUGCAGAGAUGAAGACCUUGACGGAGCGGGCGGUCGCAGAGGAGGCACUGACAGUGGAGAAGUUCGCAGCGCUUGAUGCUGUAGAGAAGGCAUCCCAGGAGUCCCAGAAUGCGGUGGCCGAACUCGCAGCACGCCUUGUGCAAUGCGAGCAGAACGAGGAGGAGUUGCGACUGGCACUCCGGUCUGAGCGUGGUCUUCCCGAGGUUCUCGAUUCGCAGCAGACGUUGGAUGAGUUGGUUAGUCGCAUCGCGAAAUGCGAGUCCUUGCAGGAGGAGCUGAGCGAGCAAGUGAGUUCACCGCAGCGCUUUAAGGCCAGUGAGGCUUUAGAGGAGUCCCACCUUUCGCGGCGAAUGAGUCGACUUGAGCAGGAGCAGAUACAGAAAGGGCGCCAGAUCGCAUCGUCCAUCGAGGCCUUGGAAGCCGCGAUGCACGAAGGCUUGGCGAAGACCGAGAAGCUCGCUCAGGCGGCCGUUGCUGCUACCCAGCAUCCAGUCGAUGGCUCCGUCACACAUUCCGAGACCGAGGAGGUGGAAAUUUCCUACAAGGCUGCGAUUUCCGAGCGCCUGACGCAGAUAGAGGCGGCUGUUCAGGCCCUGCCCGGGCGCUUGACAAAGUGCGAGCAGCGCGGCGAGGAGCUGGAGCAUGACCUCGACAGUUUUCGACAGCUUCCUGCAGCACUUGAGGCGUGCCAGAAGCAUGCCCAAGCCCUGACGGAGCGGGUUGCGCAGUGCGAAGAGCUAUCAGAGGCGAUCAACACACAAGCCCAUGUGCUGUCGGAACGGGUGGCAAUGUGCGAACAGCUGCCAGAGACCGUGUCCAGCAAACCCCAGCUCCUGUCAGAGAGGGUGGCGCACUGCGAAGAGCUCUCAGAGGCAUCCAGCAAGCAGGCCCAAGUGCUGUCCGAGCGAGUGGCGCAGUGCGAACAGCUGUCACAGGCGGUUGACACCCUUGUGGCCCGCCUGGAGAAGUGCGAAAGACAUGCGGCAGACGGAGAUGUUCUUGCCAGGCUCCCGGAUGCUGACGUCGACCACCCGAACCUUCCUGGUCAGGCCUUCGCAGAAGACGGCUCUCGGGCUCUCGCCCGGGUUACUUCAAGGCUCGACUCGCUGGAGGUUCAGCAGCGUGCCAGUGAGGCUGGCCUCGCCACCACGAAGCGAUUGAACGAGGAGAUGGAAAGCUCAAUCAUGCAGAGGCUGGAAGCACUGGAGGCGGAGCCGACGAAGAAGGUGGAUGCCGCCGAGCCUUCCGAUUCUCAGGUGCUGUCCGACACGCAGCUGAUGCUCUUGGAUCUGCAGCGACGGGUCUCUCUUCUGGAGCAUUCCCUGCCGUCUCAAGGAGCACGCGAGAACGGAGAAAGCGGAGAGGUGGUGGCUGUGGAACCAACCCCAAGGACGGCCACUCUGACCCAUGCUGCAGAGCUCAUGGAGCAAAUGGAGCUGGACCUGAAGCACGCGAGGGAAGCUGCAGGGCUGGAUUCGACACCCGGGAUGCCUACCAACGAUGCCGGCACACCUCGGGCACUCCCUCCCUUGGCAGCCAUGAAAGUGCUUGCUUCCCCGAGACUUUUGCAGCUGUCGAUGACCCCUCGCCUGACGUCCAGCACUGCGCAGCAAGAUGCCGCUGUUUGCAGCACUUCGUCAGCCAUCUUCGCCCGAGAUCAAGUCGACAACCCCGGUCUCGAGUUGCGUGCCGAGAUCGCCGCAGUGUGGGAUGCCGUUGCUGAACUUGCGGAGAUCGUCGGCGAUGCAGCUCCUCCCGGAGCCGUACGCCUGGCUUCGAACACUGGCUCAGGCGCCAUUCAGAGCAUGGCCAGCGCGGCUGUCGCCGGAGUCCAGAGUUGCGAGAGCCGCAUCGAUGGCUUGAGGGGUGAAGUGACUGAGCUCGCCUUGCGACUUGCUGGCCUCGAGCGACAGUCAAGCACCCGCGAGGCAGUUCCGGAUGAGACCCUCGCAACGUUCGACGUGAGGGGCAAUGCCAUGUUCCAUCCAGAUGUGGAUGAAAGUCUUUCGGCUGCGACUGCUGGCCUAAGCCAACAGGUGCCCUCAUUAGAACAUUAG